This is a messenger RNA of Ceraceosorus guamensis, 1239 nucleotides long. RefSeq names its product DAGAT-domain-containing protein. Gene Ontology annotation, molecular function: diacylglycerol O-acyltransferase activity. The coding region runs from base 1 to 1239 and encodes 412 amino acids. The transcript has 11 exons. NCBI's taxonomy places the organism in Eukaryota, Fungi, Basidiomycota, Exobasidiomycetes, Ceraceosorales, Ceraceosoraceae. Gene Ontology annotation, cellular component: endoplasmic reticulum membrane. Gene Ontology annotation, biological process: triglyceride biosynthetic process. The record is from RefSeq and is a predicted model, not a curated record.
AUGUCGCCCACUCUCGGCAUCCAUCAGAAGGAAUCUAUGCAGCCAGCUCCCGCAUCGGCCACAGCGGGUAUUCGUCACGUUCCGAGUCCUCCUUCCGGCACGCCUAGCGAAGGCAUCGACUCGAAUGAUCCGGCUCAGUUGGCAGUUGGUGCCAGGGAUGAGGCGCAUGGCGAUGCCAAGGCUCAGGGCUGGCUGACCAGCGAAGCUAUCAGGUUCGCACCUCUACAUGUCCCCAGACAUCGUCGGAUGCAGACCCUAGCUGUGCUAUUGUGGGGUCUCAUCCUGCCGGUGUGUCUCAGCUUCUUCUUCUUCUGCUUAUCGAUACCACCCCUCUGGCCUCUGAUGUUCGUUUACAUCAUUUGGAUGUUCUUUGACAAGGCGCCGGAAAGUGGAGGUCGUAGAUCGGAGUGGUUCAGGCGCCUGUCGGUCUGGAGGAGGUUUGCGGAAUACUAUCCCGUCAGCCUGAUCAAGCAAGUCGGACCUACGUCUUUGGCCGCUUUUACUGACGAAUUGGCUUGCUUGCUCUUCUUGCGCGUGUACAAUCAUGCGACAGACCAUCCUCAUGGAGUGAUCGGGAUGGGAGCAGUAGCCAACUUUGCGACAGCUGCGACAGAGUUUCCGUCCAGCUUCCCAGGUAUCGUUCCACACCUCUUGACCCUGGGCACGAAUUUCAACGUGCCUUUCCAUCGGGAUGUGCUGCUCGCGCUGGGCAUCUGCUCUGUCAGCAAAAAGAGCUGCGAGAACAUCCUGAAAAAGGGACCUGGAAAUGCCUGCACUAUCGUGGUGGGCGGUGCUGCUGAAAGUCUUGCCGCUCAUCCCGGCACUGCGGACUUGACGCUCAAGCGAAGGCUGGGCUUCAUCAAGAUCGCAGUUCGUCAUGGGGCCGAUCUGGUGCCAGUCUUCUCUUUUGGAGAGAAUGACAUCUUCAUGCAGCUGGCCAACGCGCCAGGCACAAAGCUCUACACUUUCCAAAAGCAUUUCCAGAAGUUGUUCGGAUUCACGUUGCCUGUCUUUCACGGUAGGGGAGUGUUCAACUACAGCUUUGGGCUUUUGCCUUAUAGGCAUCCCAUCGUCAGCGUGGUGGGCCGACCGAUAUCAGUGAAACGCAACCCCAACCCAUCAAAGGCGGAGUUGGAAGAGUACCAGAAGAGGUACAUUGCGGAGCUGCAGCAUAUUUGGGACACGUGGAAAGACGCGUACGCAGCCAACCGCUCUCGCGAGCUCACCAUUGUCGAUUGA